UGGGAUGGUCUGCUCGACUACACCUGUGAAAUCUAAUAUCAAACAAGGUUACUUCAUUUUUGGAGAACAAGAGAUAACAUUCUAUGAUGUGAUGCCAUCAGAGGAUAUGAUCCUUAUCAUUCGUUUUUACAACUGGCCUGACAGUGGUGUGGGAAACUGUCCAUGGGAUGAGGUCUCAAACCUGCAACCUUUGUCAGAAAGUGAAGAGUGGGUUGUUGCUUGGACUGCUUGCAGGUUAACAAAAUCCAUUGGGAAAAAUAAUGCGAAGCAAGGGGAGAAGGCAGUAACCUGGAAUACUGGGACACACAUUCUACCUAUUUUUCACUGUCCUGUGCCUGCUGCUUUUAACCUUGCAGUCUUGCCUGGGGAACAUUACUAUGACAUUUAUGACCCUUAUGGAAGUGCUGAUGUACGAAUCCAUAUCUUCUCUGGCAAGAAACCUGAGUUUCCCUUCCACCCUGAAUCUCCAGUCACCAUGGACAUCUCUACUGAAUUAUCUCCUGUUGUUUUUAUUCACCAUAUGCGGGAGACACCACCUUCUGCACCCUUUCAUUCUGGAGAUGGAUUUCACCUUUACAUUGAUGGAGCACGGUUCCUGCCGGAUGCAGUUACCAUCAGUCGAGUAACAGGACGUAUCUUGGACCGAAAUUAUAACCAAAUUGGACCAGAUAUUUCAACAGGCCUUAACCUUAACAGCAAUAUCUAUGAGCCUUUCUACAACUACCACAUAGAAAUCAGAACUCCUGCUAUGCCUCCAUCAGCUACUCUCUUACUAAAGGUGUAUUCAGUUGAUCAUUUUACUAUGAAAUUAGCCCUCAUUGGCUGGGCAGCCCUGAACCUCUUUGUGGAAUCUGGAACAGAAACUCAGCCCUCAGUAGACUUGGGAGCUAUUCAGAUUUCAUUAAAUGAAGGUGGCCACCAGUUACGUCUCUACAGUAGUGGUCCUGAUACUGAUAAGCCUUUCUCUGUUCGUGCUUUUGUUUCAGCUGGAAGGUAUAUCCCCUGUGCUACAUUGCUAGUACGACUCAGAAAAGCCCAAACUAAUAAAAAACAUCAAAUGUUGGAAUCAAAUGAUGACUCUCAAGCAGGUCAAGAAAAAACAAGUCCAUUACAGCCUCGGCCUAACUAUUCUGAUGGAGUUUAUUUUUCUGAUAAAGCCAAACCUACGCAAGGAGAAAAGUGUUUGUACAGCACAAUGGUGAACAGGUCUAUCGUACUGGUAAGAGAGAUCGUUGCACAGAUGGCUGGGGAUAUCACACAGGAUUUAGAGACAGAUGAUCAGAUAUCCGACUGGAUCAAGAAGACCAUGUCCAGGCAACUAGACUCCAAGCCUCGACCUUUCAACAUGACCUUUGUUACUAGGUAUCGUACACAGUAUGGAGUGAAGGGUCUUUAUAAGGCAGUUCUGAGCUGA
Protopterus annectens (West African lungfish) is the source of this 1414-nucleotide messenger RNA. RefSeq lists its product as uncharacterized. NCBI's taxonomy places the organism in Eukaryota, Metazoa, Chordata, Ceratodontiformes, Protopteridae. Bases 5 to 1414 code for a protein of 469 amino acids. The transcript is spliced from 11 exons. The record is from RefSeq and is a predicted model, not a curated record.